Aspergillus heteromorphus CBS 117.55 is the source of this 668-nucleotide messenger RNA. RefSeq lists its product as uncharacterized. The transcript has 2 exons. Lineage: Eukaryota; Fungi; Ascomycota; Eurotiomycetes; Eurotiales; Aspergillaceae. The record is from RefSeq and is a predicted model, not a curated record. Bases 36 to 497 code for a protein of 153 amino acids.
AAGAAAACUAACGAGGAGGCUAUUGCUCCUCUGUGAUGAUGAUCAGUCCCUUCUCCAGGCUUGAGUAUCCUGGGAAAACUCAGGCUUUUGGGAGUUACCGUCAGGCUCAUUUGCAUCUAGGACCAUCAAUAAUCAUGCCUCCUCGCAGGUGGACCAUCCAGAUUAUUGCAAAAAUAAAAUACCCGCAGCUUAGAGGCAGAUAUCACGACCCGAGAAGUUCCCGCGACAAGAAAGCAGCAUGGAAGAUGAUUCAAUUGGGGAGGAGUGACAGGGAGGAGAUUGAAGGAGAAGAAGCAGUGAAGGAGAAGUCAAGCGCAAAGCGAGGCAGUCACCACCACGCGCUAAACCAAACCGGGAGACCUCCCCCCCCAUCACUGUUCUUCCUGUUGACUGAACGUUGCAGCGCGACUGUAAUUAUUCUUCUUGUUUCCUACGCCUCCAAAAGGAGCACCAGGCUUGGUUUCCCCACACAUUGUCAGGGCUAUCUCGGCCACUAGCCCGUACUGCCAUCGACACACCGACCUUCCAGCCCGUCUUGGCCAAUAGGAGCGGUUCCUGCCCCAUCUAGAGCGGUGAUAACACAUUUGAGCGUCUUCGUUGCGAGAGACGCGACGUGGGGGUUUGUUGAUAGGACUGCACUAUUGGAAACGUUUGUUGAGUGGUACGAG